GGAAUAUGUAAUGAAAUAAGUCGUAUGAAAUGAUCAGAUAGCCGACCUACCAGCCGCGCGCACUCUGCCCGUGCACUCAAUGCGCGUCAUCUGAGUCUUCCACAAGCUGCUAGCUUGACAGCUGUGAUACCCAAACUUCAAGCAAAACUACAAAAGUAUUAUCAGCAAAAUGUACUUAAAAUGGCAAGUCCUGGUUGAUUUGGUAUCACCCUUUAUUGGUGGUAACAGGAAAUGCAGUUGAAUACUACAGGUCGUUGGAUACAGGGGGGGGACAUCAAAAUCAACUAUUGUCACUUUAAUGAAGAAGUCAGGAACUAAUUAGGCAUCAUCCUGUGAGCCACCGUGAUCUAAUGUUGUGCUGCACACAGAAAGUGAAGAAUGGAGGUGUGCAACCUGUCGCUUGGAGCUCUUCAUCUAACAGCUCACUGUGGCUGCUCCGGACUCCUCCAUUACUCCCUGCAAUAAUUCAAUACGUUUUUUUUUUUUGUAGACGCAUCUUUGAUGGACGACAGUCAGAUUGUGUGUGAUUAUGUGUUGCAGUACUUUAUAGGCUAGAAGUCAAUGAAAAGCAGCACAUGUGAUCUGCACACUUCACCAACUUGUGUCUAAACAAGGAAGUGUUCCUCACAUUUUGUUUUUGUAGAGACUUGAGGGAGUUUGUCGGUAGUCUCAGUUUAGCUUUUCAAAACUUAAAUGAUUAAGAAGCCAGAGGCCAGCGGAGUUGUCGUGUUGUGAGUACCAGUGAAAAACAGCAAAGACACAGUGUAAGCUGGUGUGAUAAAAGGGAUGGACAAGGUGAAAACAAUGAAGCAUUUCCCUCCGUACGGAGCCAUAAAUGGAGCCUCUACAGGAGACACCUGCCCCACAUGUCGUGGCACCGGGCGAAUUCCUAGAGGCCAUGAAGACCAGCUAGUUGCUGUAAUACCGUGUAAUGAUGUGAGGCUGAAGCCCAGACGCACGAAGCUGUACGUGUGCGUCUCCAUGGCUGUGUGUCUCCUCCUCUGCAGUCUCAUCCUCUUCUUCCUCUUCCCCCGGAGUGUCACUCUAACACCUGUGUCUGUGCUGUCAGUCAUGGUGUACUUCACCCCGGGGACAGUUGAAAUGGAAGUCACAAACCUCAUCAACAUCUCCAACGAGAACUUUGUCCCGGUUCAGAUUGUCGACUUUAACGUUCAGGGUUUGAUCUCUGAAGAAGUGAUGGGUAAAACCAAGAUAUCUAACAUGAGCACCAUCAUGUCCCGCUCACAGAAAUCGUACACCAUUCAAAUUGACCUGUCUAUUACCGCUAAAGGUUUAAACACUUACUGCAAGUCGAGUUCUAUCAAGAUUCACACGUUAUUUCUGGAGCUGCAAAUGACAAUGAAUAUUUCCUAUCUCUCUCACACGGAGCAGCUGUCUCUCGACACCUUUGAGUAUAUUGACUGUGGCACCAAUUCAACAAUCCCUCAUCCUGUGAGAUGAUGAAAUCAAAAUGAAAAACACCAAAGUGGGAGUGUGAAAUAAUUAAUAUUCUGCCUGCAUUGCACCCUUUCCCUCUUCUGAGUGGGAUGUGAUUGUGUGAAUGAUAACUACUGUGAAAAAGCAUAGGUAGAACAAGUAAUGGCAACUAAAUGUGCUUAAAUACCUAUAGCAAUAGUAAGUAAAUGUACUUAGUUACAUUACAGCAAUGAUCCUAUUCUGUAUGUUGUUUUAGCAUACCUUAAGACUUGAAUCAAUCAUUACGUUAUAAUUAAAAAUGUUGACCCUUAAAUACACUUAUAUCUUAAAAAUAUAGGUUUUUGCUCUUAUUUUUAGUAAAUCUGUAUUACAGGCAAAGUGUAUGAAAAAAGCACAAUUUCUUAAAUUAAAGUAUUUUUGUUAGAA
Messenger RNA from Cottoperca gobio, 1863 nucleotides. RefSeq names its product transmembrane protein 106A (gene tmem106a). The coding region runs from base 787 to 1461 and encodes 224 amino acids. Lineage: Eukaryota; Metazoa; Chordata; Actinopteri; Perciformes; Bovichtidae. The record is from RefSeq and is a predicted model, not a curated record. The transcript is spliced from 8 exons.